AAUUCUGGGAAGUUGAUGAGCAGAUAGAUAACUACAAGGAAAGUCAAUACAGACCUCUGUGGCAAGCUGCAUUCAUAGACCAGGAAACACUGAAAGAUGAAAAUGUUCAAGAAUGCAGAACAUACAGAAAAAUCAUUUAUCUAAGCAAAUUCUUUGUUUCUAUAACACAAAGAUACCCUAAAUAUUCAUGGAGAAGAUGUUUAAAACAACAAAUAAAAAAUAAAUUUAAAAAUAGAAGCUUUGUAAGAAGGAUAAAUUACAGAUGUAAGGUAAAUUGGAAAUUAUGUCUCCCUUCUAAUCUUGAUAAAUCCUAACCUGCAGAGAAAUCUGUUGAAUCCAAUCAACAAGGAAAAGCCCCCCACCAGUAGCAAUAAAAUAAAAGCCAGAGAAUUCAAACUGGGGAGAAAUUCUAUGAAUGUACUGAAUAUAGUAGAGUGUUUAUCCAGAAAACCAACCUUGUUUUCCAUCAAAGAAUUCACACUGGAGGGAAACUUUAUUAAUGCUUUGAGUUUGCAAAAGCCUUCAGUCAGAAGAUAGGCCUCACAACACACCCGAGAACUCAUUCAGGAGAGAAACCCUAUGAAUGCAGUGGAUAUGGGAAAGCCUUUAUCCAGAAGGCAACUUUUAUUAAACAUGAGCAAACUCACAUAGGAAAGAGACCAUUUGUAUAUGGUGAAUGUGCAGAAGCCUUUAAGAGUUCUUAUCAUCUUAUUAGACAUGAAAGAACACAUAUUAGACAAGCUGCUAAGUCCAGCAUUAUACAUCAAAUGUCUCACACAGAUGAGAAACCUAAGUGCAGUAAGUAUAGGAAAACCUUUGAUGAGAAGCCCAUCACCAUUAAACAUCAGAAUACUAAUAGAAAAGAGAAACCUUGUGAGUGCAGUAGAUGUGGGGAAAACUUCAAGAGAAAGUCACACCUCUCUGUUCAUCAGAAAAUUCACCCAAAAGAAAAACCCUAUCAAUGCAGCACAUGUAGGAAGACUGUUAGUGCAAAAUCACAUCUGUUUGGCCAUCACUGAAAUCAUACAGGAGGGAAACCCUACAAAUGAAGAAGAUGUGGGAAAGCUUUCAGUGAGAGGCAACCUAUUGUCUAUUAGAGAAUUCAUACAGGAGAGAAACCCUAUAAAUGCAAUGAAUGUAGGAAAUUCUGUGAGAAGUCACCACUGAUUAAACAACAGAGAAUUCAUAUAGGAGAGAGACCCUAUGAAUGCAGUGACUUUGGGAAAGACAUCAGUAGGAAGUCGACUGUCAUUAGAUGUCAGGGGAUUUAUACAGGAGGAAAACCCUACAAAUGUAGGGAAUGUGGGAAAGCCUUCCAUGUGAAAUCAGUUCUCCUUGCCUAUCACAGAACUCACAUGGGUGAGAAACCUUUUGAAUACAGAGACUGUGGGAAAGCCUUCAGUAGUAAGUCAACCCUGAAUAAACAUCAGGUAAGUCACACAGGAGAGAGAAUGUACAAAUAUUCUCGAAAAGUUAGAUAA
This is a messenger RNA of Urocitellus parryii (Arctic ground squirrel), 1481 nucleotides long. The record is from RefSeq and is a predicted model, not a curated record. NCBI's taxonomy places the organism in Eukaryota, Metazoa, Chordata, Mammalia, Rodentia, Sciuridae.